This is a messenger RNA of Pseudo-nitzschia multistriata, 1177 nucleotides long. NCBI's taxonomy places the organism in Eukaryota, Bacillariophyta, Bacillariophyceae, Bacillariales, Bacillariaceae. The record is from the annotation of a GenBank genome assembly.
AGAGCAGAGACACAAUCCAACCCAACCCAACGCAACCCGUCGGACCACGUAUCGGUACGUAGUUUCCGACCGCACCACCGAUCGGCUCUUCGAUUGCAAGCCCCGUGCCAUUGCAUUGCACCCUAGUGUAGCACGCCUCGCCAAGGACAGAGUUUUGCCGGACCCCGAGAGGCGAGACAGAACGAGUGAACGAACGAGCGAAACAAAGAAAGAAUCAAUCAAACAAAGAAAGAAUCAAUCAAACAAAGAACCAAGCAAAUCUACGGCGAACGACGAACGAACGAACGAUGCCAUCCACCGCCGCGUUCCUGAGGGGAGCCGGGGCCCUGCUGGUGGUCCACGCCGCCUACAGCUGCAUGCACUUUCGAUCCCUCCUCCAGGACCUGGACCUCCUGGCCGGCGCCGGCGCCGCUGCCCCCCCGGACCAAAAAACGGAGGAGGCUUCUGCGGUGGCGGGCGCGGCGGCGGCGGCGAUGAUCCCGCCCCCCGACGUCGUUUUCGAGCUGGCCCUGGCGCUCUGCCUGCUGCUGGCCGGGGAGCUCCUGGGCAUGGGCCCCCUGCAGCCCAUCGAGCUGAGCGCGGGCGGGAGGCGCAGGCCGCUCGUGGCGCCGGCCCACCGGACGCGGGACUUUGACGUCUAUAGCAACCGGUCCAAGAUGCUGCUGCGCAAGGCGGAAUAGGCGGCGGUGGGCUUUUUCGGUGGUGCCGUUGGGCGAACAAAGACGAACGAACGAACGAACGAACGAAGCAAGCGGGCAAGCCAUCGGGAUGGCAUCGAUCGAAGAUUGCUGUUGUGGGCACCGUCUUUUGUUCGGAGAACCUUCCGCAGCGUGGAGACGACGAAUGGGUUCCUUCCGUCCGAAACAACACGCUUGUGGCGCUCGGUCCGGUCGGUCUAUAGCGAGUACGUACGUACUGUAACCACUAGGGAUAAUUCCGUUUUUUGCUCGGCUUGCGUGCCAAACACCGGUCUGCCGCCGUGGCAGGUCGGAUGCGUUUCGUUUCGUUUCGAAUGGGUCGCGAGAGUUAUAAAAAGCAGUGUUACUAGUAGUUAUUGGCUUGCCAUCGACGCGGGCUGCGUUUCGAUCGCAUCGCGAACCAUGCACGGGUCGUGUCGUUCCGUUCUCGCCGUGCCAUAGGGAUUUGUCGCAACAUAGAAUAGAAUAUAACAUACAAU